AGAUAGUUAGUUUUGUUGUCACGCUAAAACGAAGCGCAUUGGCCGGCGCUUAAACGAGUUCAUUUAUUAUUCUGGGAAAUUUUAUUUUUAGUUUUUUUUUUAAGUAAACUUUAUAACGCUUCAACUAGCCAAAUACAAAAAAAUUCAUUAAAUAAAUUAAUAUGUUUGUUAGUGUGUGUGAGUGUUUUUUUAUGUUUUGUUGAAAGAAAGCCACCAAAGAAUGAAGAAAGAAGGAAAUGAUCAUCAGCUGUGAGAGAGUCUUUCUUGAGUGGCAUUUGUUUUGCCUUUGAAAAUGAAAUCUAGUGCUAAAAAUAUAAAUCAACAACAAUUAGAGCAAAGAGCAGAAGAGCCAAGAACUGCGUAAAUAAAAAGCAAUCAAAUAAUAUUUAAAUUUUAUAUAUCUGGUUUACUGUGCAAAGAAAGCUGUUUCUCUUGUUUGCGAAAAUUCAAUAAUUGCUGCCCCAGACAGCGCGAAUUGUGCGCCCUGUGGCCCUUUUGACGUCACAAACGCAUCGUCAGCUGAUCGGAUUGAGUAGGAAGCGGAGGCAAAGGGGAGGCCCACAAUCAAGCACAACAAAAAGAGAAUCCAAAAAGCAAAUAAAAUAAUGUUUUUGUAUUAACACAAUUUAUAAGUAAAAAUCAUCUAAAAUGGAUAGUUUCAUGUACUAUGCCAAAGAGAAGGCAGCAAAGGUGGCAGCAGCUGCAGCUCUCACAACGACCACCACACCCGCCUCUCCCCUUCUCUCCACCACGGCCAGCAGCAGCCCUCUCGCUGUUGGCAUGCCACGCGCCGAAGAUGGCGGCGUUUCGAUGGCAAAUUUCUAUCCAGCAUUGGUUCAAUGCUUUGGCAUCAUCAUAUGUGGUUACAUUGCCGGACGUUUUAAGAUCAUCAGCAAUGCGGAAACCAAAGGUUUGGGCACAUUUGUGGGAACCUUUGCCUUGCCAUCGUUAAUAUUCUUAUCACUGGUCGAAUUGAAUUGGAGUGCCGUCAAUUGGAGCUUCCUUUUGGCCAUGCUGGUAUCCAAGGCAGUUGUAUUCUUUGCUGUGCUAAUCAUUACUCUCCUGGUGGCAAGACCAUUGAACUAUGCACGAGCCGGCUUAAUGGCCAUCUUUUGCACUCAGAGUAAUGAUUUUGCCAUUGGUUAUCCCAUAGUCAUGGCACUCUAUAAGGAUGUUCAUCCGGAAUAUGCAUCAUAUUUAUAUCUCAUGGCUCCCAUUUCAUUGGCCAUACUCAAUCCCAUUGGUCUGGUUCUCUUGGAGAUAUCAAAAAUUGUCAAAAACAAAGAGGAUGUGGCUCGAAAUCCACCAUUGUGUCCGGAAACUUGUCCGGCAGAGCAAAUGGCCAAACGUAAUCGUUGCCUUGGCGAACGUACAAUUCUUGUAUUGAACACACUUGUCUCACUCUUCUUCAAUCCUUUGCUCCUGAUGACCUUGCUGGGUGUGGCUGGUGGUUUUCUAUUUCCCCAUGGUCUGCCUGAAGUUGUCUCUAGCACAUUGCGUGUCCUUGGUCAGAGUUUUUCGGCCACUGCCCUCUUCCUGUUGGGAUUGAAAAUUGUCGGCGGCACCGGAACAGAACGCAAAAGUCAUGGAUUUUUACUACCCGGUGUACUUAUACUUGUCAAAAUCCUUGUUUUACCCUUGGUGACACGCCAGACUGUGAAUAUUAUGCAGGCUGGUGCAAAUUUCAAUGAGACAACCGAGCUAAGCACAUUUGGAUUUCUAUAUGGCACAUUUCCAGCUGCUCCGGGAGCGUUUGUCAUUGCCACACAAUAUAAUAUUGAAGUGGAAUUGGUGGCUCGUAGCAUGGUCUUGUGUACUUUCAUAUCGGCCCCCUUGAUGUUUAUCUCUGCAAAAAUGAUAUCGUUGACAAAUUUGAAACCUUUGGAUUAUAUACACGAACUGGAUGCCUUCUCAUUUGACAUAAGUUGUGCGGGAGCAGCUGCAUGUUGCUGUGUCUUGGCCCUGUUGAUAGUGACGAAACGUUUUAAACGUUUACCCCAAAGGAUUACCUUCUGUUUGGUUUUGUCACAAUUAAUGUGCUGCAUUGGCGUUAUAUUAUGGUCCAAAUUGAAUCAUGUCGAAAGUUGGACAUUAUAUUUGCAAUUCUUCCUCUUCAAUAUUGGCACAUACAGCUCGCGUCUGUGGACUGGCAUAUUGGCCAUAACUUUGCUAUUUUUACAAUGUCGUAGCUUAUGUUUUGUACUCAAAUUGUGGCCCUAUAUGUUAGCAUUUGCUUGGGGUGCACCAGCUCUUAUCUCUGGACUAUUGGUGGCCUUUGAUUCGAAUGUCAUGUCGGGGGAGAAACAUAAUCCAAGUUUUCAAUAUGGCAAUGCUCAGGCAGCCAUUUCAGUAUUUUUGCUUGUCAUGUGCUUUAUAGUCACUGUGGGCUGUUUGGUUCUCCAUCAACGUUAUAAGAAACGCUACGAGAAAUAUUUAACAUAUUCCCGUGAGCUAUCCAAUCCAGAAUCGGAACCUUCUGAAAUUCAUUCGACAAUUUCAACAACCAAUUUGCUAAGCAAUGUAGAUCAUUCGACUUUGAGACAAAGUGUACGAACUACUUCGUAUUCCUCAUCCUCGGAUGAUGAUGAUAUGAUACCAACAGCAGCUGGUGUGCCAGCCAAUAGGUUAUCAAAUGGAAAUUGUCCUCCGACUAGCCCUGGUCCACAAGCUUCUGGUGGUUGUGGUUCUGGUAAUGGCAAUUGUUGCUCUGGUGGUGGAUCAAGGGUCUCAACACCCACUACAACAAGCACUGUGGUCGUGGACAUCGAGGAUCUACUCAAUCGUAAUCGUCAGCGUACUAAUCUAACAUCUGACAAGGAUCUAGAUAAAAUUGAACCAGCUCCCAAUACAAAAGAAUUACGUAGGCACAUGUGCAGCAGUUCGUUCAAUUGUGGACCAAGCACUUCACGACAAAAUUGUCAGACAAUUAUUGAACGCUAUGAGGAUCAAACACGACGAGGACUCGAACCAUUGGAACAUACCAGCGAUUGUGAUGAGCAUCAGACGUUAAAGCAUACCGUCCUAUUGAUCAUCUUACUUUGCUCCAUGUUCGUUGGCCUUGCCGUAUCCAUUUGGACUCUGGUUAUGGAGGGCAUGUCGGGCAUAUAUCUGGAAUUGAGUUUUCUCGAUGCUUUCCUUAACUUUGGUCAAGGAUUAAUAGUUUUGGCUGUAUUCAUUACCGAUAUGGGUGAACUGUUAAUGCCUUUGGUCAAGUUCUGGCGCAAAUUAUGGUAUGGAGCCAAUAUGGUCAGUUUGCCGCACUGGUCAAAUGUGCGACCAGAAACCAAACAUAUUUGCGAACAAUUUCGCAAUCAUCAUUUGGAGAACUGCAAAAAGGAUAUUGCCAAGGAUAGAAGAUGGCGCAUACGAGUCUAUCGUAAGGUGUUCUAUGGCAGUGAAUUUGUCAGUUGGCUAAUUGAAGUGGGACUCUCAAAGGAUCGCAUGGAGGCUGUACAUUAUGCCCGUCAUCUUGUCGAUGGUCGCGUAUUGCGGCAUAUCAACAAUGUCUAUCAUUUUGAGGACAAACUAUUGCUAUAUAAUUUCUGUAGUCGCAUCUAACAAGGGGGGGAUAAUACUAUAAUAGACAACAAAAAGAAAAGCAA
Messenger RNA from Drosophila willistoni, 3602 nucleotides. RefSeq names its product integral membrane protein GPR155 (gene anchor). Gene Ontology annotation, cellular component: membrane. The record is from RefSeq and is a predicted model, not a curated record. Lineage: Eukaryota; Metazoa; Arthropoda; Insecta; Diptera; Drosophilidae. Gene Ontology annotation, biological process: intracellular signal transduction; transmembrane transport. The coding region runs from base 649 to 3558 and encodes 969 amino acids. The transcript is spliced from 12 exons.